AUGGUACUGUCCGUCAAAGGUGCUUUGGCGUCGCUAUCUGUCGUACGCAAACCGAAUGAUGAGACACUUCAAACGUUGCUUAUAGAGGCGGAGUCCAUGGUAAAUUCUCGACCUCUCACGUAUCUUCCAAUUGAAUCGGAAGAACAAGAAGCGCUCACUCCAAACUGUUUUUUGAUGUUGAGUACCAGUGGAGUGAACCAACCAGCUAGAGAACAAACUGAUACCAACAAGUUAGCCCAUUGCAAUUGGACACUAUGCCAGCAGUUGCUGGAUCAGUUCUGGAGUCGCUGGAUUAAAGAAUAUCUGCCGACCAUCACUAAGCGGACGAAAUGGUUCAAAGAUGGCAAAUCGAUACAGGUGGGUGACUUGGUAGUAGUAGUGAAGGAUCGGGUUCGAAACGGCUGGCUGAGAGGACGAGUGGUACGAGUAUAUCCAGGACGUGAUGGCCGAGUGAGGAAAGCUGCAGUGAUGACAACCAAUGCAGGAGUAUUAGAUCGGUCGGUAGCGAAGCUAGCAGUUCUAGAAGUAGGAGGUACAGCCGAAGUUGACUUCAAGCAAUACGGGUCGGGGAAUGUUACGAACGACGAUCAAACAGCACCAGGGAUCGAAAGGGUCACUCGGACGACACGCAGUAGGAGAUAA
Molecule: messenger RNA, 642 nt
Organism: Malaya genurostris
Lineage: Eukaryota; Metazoa; Arthropoda; Insecta; Diptera; Culicidae
Exons: 1
Coding region: 1-642 (213 amino acids)
Source: RefSeq, a predicted model, not a curated record